AUGCGACUGAAAUUUUUUAAGACGCUCUUAGAUGCGCAGGAAUCAGAUACCCCAGUAGCCGAUAUAUGUUGGUCACCAAAUAAUGUAAAAUUAGCUGUUGCCACAUUUGAACGGGUUGUUCUUUUAUUUGACCGCGAUGGGAUGCGACGAGAUAAGUUUAGCACCAAGCCAGCUGAUGCAGCAGCAGGAAAAAAAUCAUAUGUUAUCACUGGUUUAGCAUUCAGCGACAAUUCGGAAUUGCUAGGUGUAGCUCAAAGCGAUAACAUGGUAUUUGUAUACCGAAUUGGUGCUGAUUGGAGCGGCAAAAAAGUGAUCUGUAAUAAAUUUCCUCUCACCGGGUCGCCUUUGCGUUUACUUUCGGCUGAUACUGGAUUCUUUACAGGAACUAGUGAUGGCAAGAUAAGAUCUUUGGAUUGUAAAACAAAUAAGAGCUCAAGUUUGUGGUCCGCGGGAUCAUGUUGCGUGUCUCUGGCACGCGGUUCUGAGGCGAUGUUGGCAUCUGGGCACAUCGAUGGAACUCUUUAUCUAAAUGGCAGAUUAAUAUUGCGCUACACUCUACCGCCGACAGCCAUGGUCUUGGUGUCUUCCUAUGAAGCGUCUCAGUAUGAGUCGAUGCUGCGGUUGGUGGCGGCUCAUCGACCAGCGCUGCUGCAGGCUACGAGGAAGAAGGCGGCCAGCGACCUCCGGGCCGCGGGGGAGCUGCGCGCCGCUGAGACCUACUACAUCCAAGCCGGUGAGAACCACUAG
Danaus chrysippus (African queen) is the source of this 747-nucleotide messenger RNA. The record is from the annotation of a GenBank genome assembly. NCBI's taxonomy places the organism in Eukaryota, Metazoa, Arthropoda, Insecta, Lepidoptera, Nymphalidae.